Cariama cristata (Red-legged seriema) is the source of this 1003-nucleotide messenger RNA. RefSeq names its product acyl-CoA thioesterase 11 (gene ACOT11). The record is from RefSeq and is a predicted model, not a curated record. Lineage: Eukaryota; Metazoa; Chordata; Aves; Cariamiformes; Cariamidae. Gene Ontology annotation, cellular component: extracellular exosome. The annotation marks the transcript as partial. Gene Ontology annotation, molecular function: lipid binding; thiolester hydrolase activity. The transcript has 9 exons.
CAUGGAAGUGGGGGUCUGCGCCGAGGCGUACGGCCAGGAGAUGUCCAUCAGCCGAAGGCACAUCAACAGCGCCUUCAUGACCUUCGUGGUGCUGGACCAGGAGGGCCGGCCCCGCACCCUGCCGAUGGUGGCACCCGAGCCGGGGGAUGGAGAGAGGAGGUACAGAGAAGCCAGCGCUAGGAAAAAAAUUCGGCUGGACCGAAAAUACAUCGUCUCCUGCAAACAGACCGAGGUGCCGCUCUCCGUGCCCUGGGACCAAAGCAACAAGGUUUAUCUGAGCUACAACAACGUCUCUGCGCUGAAGAUGCUCGUAGCCAAAGCGAACUGGGUACUCGCCAGAGAAAAGGAAAAGGUGCGGAUGUACACGCUGGAGGAGGACAAGUUCCUCUCCUUCCGCAUCGAGAUGUCGGUCCACAUUGCCGCCAGCCGAGCCUUCUCCCUGCUCUCCGACCUGCGGCGCCGGCACGAGUGGGACCGGCACUACGCGAGCGCAGAGCUCGUCCAGCAAGUAGAUGACGAUGACAUGAUCUACCACGUCGUGAGCCAGACGCUCAGCUGUGAGAACAAGCCACAGGACUUUGUCAUCCUGGCAUCCCGAGGGAAACCCUGCAGCAAGGGGGACCCCUACGUGGUGGCCUUUCGGUCGGUGACACUGCCCACCCACCCCGCCAGCGCCAACUUCACGCGGGGGGAGACGCUUUGCUCUGGUUUCUGCAUUUGGCCGGAGUCAGAAGACACGAGCAAGGUGGCUUACUACAACCAGGCUACGCCGGGGUACCUCAACUACGUCACCACCAACGUGGCGGGACUGUCCUCCAACUUCUGUGCCACCUUUGAAGCCUGUGAGAAGUUCCUGCUGGACCAUCGCAAAGACCUUGCUGUCAACCUGCUUCUCCCUGGCGUGUUCCUGGAAAGCCACCGAAAUGCAGCACGGGUGUCGGUGGCACUGCUGCUCAUCAGUCACACCCCAGGGGACCUCUGCCCUCAGCCACAGGCCAGCUGA